UCUCCACUUCUCUCUAAAAAUAAUUUUAAAAAAGAAGUAUAGGCCUUCAUGAGACGUGCACAGGACCAGCUUCAUCAUGUGGUUCAGCAGGCACAGCCUGUUUCAUGCCUUCUGGGAUCUCAGUUGUGCUAAAACUAUCUCCAUCUUCCUUGAAAUAAUGCUGCCUGUCCUACUUCCUAUGUCAGCGUUAUGUGAAGAGACAUUUUUGGAUAAACUUCUAUAAUUUUGACAGUCCGAAUACCAGAAACUCUAGUAUUAUUUUACAAAGUGUUUUAUUUAAACUGUAGCCUGUGCUUAUAUUGAGCUGUGCCUGAAGAAAACCUGAUGUGACAUUUAGAAGAAAGGACAGUUGGUGUGUCUCUAGGUUGUGCUGAGUAGAGUUCCCUCCUCCUGUGGUGGAGGUGGGUGGAUCAGACUUAAUGCAUUAGCCUUGCUCUGAGGCCGUUCGCCCGUGCAACUUUUGAUUUUAUUGACUUUUCAUGUAGAUUAUUGUAUAAUGGACAGAGUGUAGUAAUUGACAUGCAUAUUCCUAUCCACUUCUUAGUUAUUUUUAUUGUUAUGAAUAACAUUCUUGCUUACUCAUCAAGCACUUGAACAUUUGUUAAUAUGUCAGUCUGUCUAGUUGCCACUUCUUGGAGAGCUGACAUAUGGAGUUUGCGAACCUAGAGGGCCGGAAGCUGACUCCUAUUCUUGCUGAUGCAGUCACAUGGCUGCCCUGACAGGCUUUGUGUGAAUUAUUAGUCUCUCUAGGCAGCAGCUCUUUUUCAUUUUCCUGUUUACUGGGACAGUGACAUCCCAUCCCCCACCUUUUUUUCCCCUGUGAGCAGGGCUCCCAGCUUUCCAGCCUUGAAGUGUUCUACAGUUAAAGCAAGGAGAAGAUUCGUGGGUGUUGAAUAUGCAAGGAACUGAAGAGAGAGAGAUUGGAAGAGAGGUCUGUCCAGGUUGGGUGAACAAGCCUGCUCCAGGACAGGAUGUUUCUGAAAUUGAUUCACCAGAGACGGUGGGAAAGAGACUCCAAGGGGAUGAAUCCCAGCAUUCUGCAUUUGAUGACAAAUACGCACGUGAGAGCAUGAAGGAAAACUCUCCCAGGGGCGUUCCUGAGCCACGCCUUUUUCAGGAAGGAGGUUUUAGGGGAAGAACUUUCAGCCACAAGGAAGCAUCUCCUGAAAUGAUUAGCCAAGAAUAUAAUUUUGAGAAAAGGUUGCUUUUGACCUCAAGCCUUGUUACACAUCUCAGGGUUUCUACAGAAGAGAGUUUACAUCAGUGGGAGACAAGUAGCGUACACCCCAGUGAGAUUUCAGACCAAAGUAAACGCUCAACCCUGUCCACACGGAAAAGGUCUUGGCAGUGUGAUGACUGUGGCAGACAGUUCACUCAGCGCUCAUCCCUGACCCAGCAUCAGAGAACCCAUACUGGAGAGAGACCCUACGCGUGUGAGGAGUGUGGGAAAGCCUUCAGUCGCAGUUCAUUCCUCGUUCAGCACCAGAGAAUCCACACUGGGGUGAAACCGUACAGCUGUGAGCAGUGCUCGAAAACGUUUCGAUGCCGCUCAUUUCUUACCCAGCAUCAGAGAAUACACACCGGAGAGAAACCUUAUAAAUGUAGCGAAUGUGGGAAUUCCUUCCGCAAUCAUUCACAUCUCACCGAGCACCAGCGAAUCCACACUGGGGAGAAACCUUAUAAGUGUAAUAGGUGUGGGAAGUCAUUCAAUCAGAACACACACCUCAUUCAUCAUCAGAGGAUCCACACUGGGGAGAAACCUUACUUAUGCAAUGAGUGUGGCUCCUCUUUUCGCAAACACUCAAAUCUCACACAGCAUCAGAGGAUUCACACGGGGGAGAAACCCCACAAGUGUGAUGAAUGUGGGAAAACCUUCCAAACAAAGGCAAACCUCUCUCAACAUCAGAGAAUUCAUACUGGAGAGAAGCCCUAUACAUGUAAGGAGUGUGGCAAAGCUUUUUGUCAGAGUCCAUCCCUUAUCAAACACCUGCGGAUUCAUACUGGAGAGAAACCUUAUAAAUGUAAGGAAUGUGGCAAAGCUUUUACUCAGAGCACCCCACUCACUAAACAUCAGAGAAUUCACACAGGGGAGAGACCCUACAAAUGCAGUGAGUGUGGCAAAGCCUUCAUUCAGAGCAUUUGCCUUACUCGGCAUCAGAGAAGUCACACUGGAGAAAAACCCUACAAAUGCAAUGAGUGCGGGAAGGGCUUCAAUCAGAAUACCUGCCUCACUCAGCAUAUGAGAAUUCAUACUGGAGAGAAGCCCUAUGAAUGUCAAGAAUGUGGGAAGGCCUUUGCUCAUAGCUCAUCUCUUACUGAACAUCACAGGACUCACACUGGUGAGAAACUCUAUAAGUGUAGCGAGUGCGAGAAAACCUUCCGCAAGUACGCACACCUCAGUGAACAUUACAGGAUUCACACUGGCGAGAAGCCUUACGAAUGCAUUGAAUGUGGAAAAUUCUUCAGACACAGUUCAGUCCUUUUCAGACAUCAAAAGCUCCACAGUGGUGAAUGAACCUGGCUUUAGGUUAUGGCAAUUU
Phyllostomus discolor (pale spear-nosed bat) is the source of this 2540-nucleotide messenger RNA. RefSeq names its product zinc finger protein 502 (gene ZNF502). Bases 896 to 2515 code for a protein of 539 amino acids. The transcript has 2 exons. The record is from RefSeq and is a predicted model, not a curated record. Gene Ontology annotation, biological process: negative regulation of transcription by RNA polymerase II; regulation of immune system process; regulation of cytokine production. NCBI's taxonomy places the organism in Eukaryota, Metazoa, Chordata, Mammalia, Chiroptera, Phyllostomidae.